AUCAUUUUGAGCUGGAUUUCCUCACCCACAGGAACAAUCUAGCCACGUCUGAAGACAGCCGUACAGCAUCUGAACCGAAUAUUCAAUAUGGACCACUUCCAUACCCUGGUUGCAGAUCUCAAUAGAGUCCUUGGGCCAGAUGCUGGCAUCAAUUCCGAAGGGGUUGACCCGAAGGAACUAAUUGGCGUAAUGGAGAAAUACAUCUCAGAUGAAUCCGAAUGGAAGCAGUACGCACUCGGCGACAAGAGUAGAGCCUACACUCGCAAUCUCGUCGACAAAGGCAACGCGAACAGCAAUCUCCUUCUCCUGGUCUGGAGCCCCGGCCAGCAAAGCCCUAUCCACGACCACGCGAAUGCCCAUUGCAUCAUGAAAGUUCUACGUGGCUCUCUGAAGGAGACCCGAUUUGCGUGGCCAGACCCGCGCCCACAGCCCUUGCAAGUCCUCCAGGAGACCGUGUAUCACGAGAACGAGGUCACGUACAUGUCCGAUCAACUCGGGCUUCAUUGCAUCCAGAACAUGGAUCCGGAGGAAUUCACCUGUUCACUGCAUCUGUACACGCCUCCGAAUGCGCAGCGAGAGGGCUGUCACAUCUUCAAGCGAGAUACGGGGGAGUCAAGCCACGUUAUGUUGUGUAACUGGUAUUCCGAGCUUGGCCAGAAGCUGGAUCCGGGGAGGGGAGGCGGUCGUUAAGUGAUAGAUCAUAGUGAGAAGGGAUAUUGGUAUCGUCGAUGUCAAUACAAAAGAGAUCGAUGACGGCAGAUCAAUGGCGAUAGAACAAAUUCGAGAGACCGGGCAACCGAUACUAUGUAUACUAGAUACAGACCUAUUAGUGUAAUACCAUAG
Messenger RNA from Eremomyces bilateralis CBS 781.70, 843 nucleotides. Its product is annotated as cysteine dioxygenase. Lineage: Eukaryota; Fungi; Ascomycota; Dothideomycetes; Eremomycetales; Eremomycetaceae. The record is from RefSeq and is a predicted model, not a curated record. The transcript has 3 exons. Gene Ontology annotation, biological process: L-cysteine catabolic process. Bases 88 to 690 code for a protein of 200 amino acids. Gene Ontology annotation, molecular function: cysteine dioxygenase activity; ferrous iron binding.